This is a messenger RNA of Neocloeon triangulifer, 3307 nucleotides long. RefSeq names its product protein vein (gene vn). The record is from RefSeq and is a predicted model, not a curated record. NCBI's taxonomy places the organism in Eukaryota, Metazoa, Arthropoda, Insecta, Ephemeroptera, Baetidae. The coding region runs from base 309 to 1622 and encodes 437 amino acids. The transcript has 7 exons.
CUAGAGGAGUGGAUGAGAGUGUGUGUGUGAGUUUUGUAGUAUUAGUAGUAGCUGAAACUCCGGCGUGAUCGUAGCGUGCGCGCGGCGGAGCCAAUACCGAACUACACCAACAUCAACUCUUCAUCCUCAUAUACAUAACUGGAGUCAACAUUUUUUACAUAAAAAAAUUAUCAUAGACAGGAACGAGAAAAACGGAAAAAGGGCGCAUUCUCAAGCAUGACCCCGAGCGACGUCGAUGCAGCUGGGAAGCAGCAGCCGGUGAACGUCGUCCUGCGUGCUGGUCCAAGACUCGGGUCGUCGCCGGUCGGAUGGCGAAGCUGGUGAGCGGCCCGCGAGCGGUGAUAAGACAAGUCGCAGCAGCAGAGAUGAAGCCGUCGCCCGGUGAGGCGGCCGGCAGGACGGAGAAAGUGUGGUGGUGCAGGUUGUUGUUAGUGGUGUUGAUGCUGGUGACGGUUGGCGUUGACGCGGCAACGGCGACGACGCCGCUGCUCUUCGCGUGUUCGGCCAAGCAGAGCCGCGUGCUGCAGUUCGAAGACGCCGGCGCCAAGGCCUUCCUGUCGCCGGUCGUCUUCAAGGGCCUCGUCAAGAGCCGAACGCCGGUUGACGCCCGCGGUCUCUACGAGGCCUCCUUCCUCAUCGUGCAGCCCUUGAAGGGCUUCGCGCACCCCACGCCCAAGAAGCGGCGGCGGCGCCUCCAGCUCGCGGCGCCCAACGCCGGCGCCGCCUGCAGACACGGUGCUGUUGCCGCCCUCGUCGACGUCAACUCCACGUACCUCGUGUUCGCCGACCGCGCGUCGCAGCACCAAUUCCGCCCGUUGGCGCCGCCGCUGCCCGCCACCAAACGUCACGAGGAUGCCGUCGACAGGGUCCUCUGUCGCACCUGUGAAAUGCGGCCUCCGUCGGUCACCGGCCUGCAGAACGUCACAGUCAGGGCCAGGCUAAAGCUGAAGCUUACCUGCCAGUACGACGGCAGCCCACCACCGCUCAUCGAGUGGUACAAGCGGGGGAGGCGGAUUGAGCCCUCGAAAAGGACCAAAAUUGUAAAUAAAAAGCGGCGGUCGGUGCUGACGAUCGCGCGAGUGUCCAAGAGCGACGCUGGCAAGUACGAGUGCAGAGCGGUGUCGGUUACUGACGAGAAAGUGAGUGCGUCCGCUCAUGUUACAGUCACUAAUGAGCAAACGCCAAGUCGACCAGAUAACAGCACAACGCUGUGGCCGUUGGUGAACACGCUGUGUCCAAUCAACUCAUACUGUUUAAAUGGAGGAACGUGUCUCUAUUACGAAGCUGUGGGAGAGCUAGUGUGCGAGUGUGCUGAAGGGUUCAAAGGAAAGCGUUGCGAAAACAAGGAUGUUUACAACAAGGGUAGCAAAAGAAGAAGGACUUCUUGUUGCGGAGGCGACGACGGCCAGCAGCAGUCCCAGCAGUCGGCCGCCCUAGGCGCUGCCGCCCUUCUGCGCCGAAGAAUGUCCGAGUGUCUCGCUUCCUCAAACUGCGCCGUCUCUAUGCGCAGGAGGCGCCUCAGGGACUUGACGCUCUUCACUCUGCCCCUCACCCCUAAGGAGAGAACCUUCAUGCAGGGCGACAAGCCCAAUCCACGCUUUUCUCAGCCCAAAUUAAAGUAGCCCGGCGCAAUCUGAAUUAUAUAGGACGUUCAAAGUAGCAGCCGGGCGAAAAUCCAAUUUUGAAAACAGAAUUGCGCGCAUUAGAAAAAGUAUAUAUUUGAAGAACACACUGCAUAGGCUCUUUAUAGUUUGAAACUUAUGAAAACCGAGUGCCACCAAAAACGAUGGAUUGUUUUGCAACGAAGCCCCUGACAAUGAGAUGAGAAUUUUAGCAGCAAUUAAGUGAGGCGGAAUGGAGAAUCAAAUUUUUUUUCGUUGAAGUGAAUGAAUUCAGUGGGAAAUCUGUAAGCAUACCAAAGACUUUUAUGUGUGUAAUAUAAAUUAUGUGCAUAGAAUGUGGACAUUAUUGAAGGAUGAGUUGUUAUAACUAUGACAUGUAUUCGAAUGUGCCAUGACGAGUGAUACUUUAAAAAAAAUGAGAUGAUGGUAUUUGUGUACAAUAAAUAUAAUGAAGUAAAAAUACAUUAUAGUAAUACUUGUGGAAAAGUGAAAUUGCAGUGAGAGAAGUCAAAGUGAUAUACGAAGUAAUGACAAAGUAGGAAAUAUUUAAAGAGAAAGAGACCUGAUGGAAAACAAUGAAUUGACUCUUUAUCAAUUGUUAAAAAAAAAACUUUAAAGAAAUAAAAAAUGUUGCAAGUCUACAAGCUGAGAAAACAUCUUUAAUAAAAAGUUCUGCGGCAAGUUAAUACAGCGUGCGCUAGUUUCCUUUUUGCUGUCUUGUGUGAUCCUUGAACUGGCGCUUAAAAUUAUACUGACAAUGUUACAAUGAAUGUGUAAAUUUCAUUGCUCUACGUAGCGUUUGUUUUUCUUUCAAACUUCAAGACCAAAUAUAUUUAACUGUUGUCAUCAGAGACUAGUUCCGAUUAAUAGGUCUACAAGCUGUUGAUUAGCAAAAGAAGUUGUAGCGGAUUAAAACACUGUUGCAGUCAAUCUGUUAGUAAAUAGCAAUUAAUUAUGAUGUCUGUUUAGACCAUUAAUAAUUCCAAACAUUCUCAAAGAAAGUUGCUGUUAACACAAUUAUGUAAUAAAAUAUAAUAUAUUUCUUUGUGAGGAGCGGACUGUGGGGAAUAUUGGCUGAAUUUGAACCAGUCUUUUACUUCAUUGAAAGGAAAAAAAAAAAUGUUGUAAUCAAGAGUCAAUCACAAAGUUGCCUUGAAAGGAAAAAAUAAAAUUAUCGCCAGCAGUCUGUUCCUAUUCUUGUGAAACUUCUAUAAAUGGCUGCUUUUUGUGUGCUUCAACAAAAACUAGGCAAGCUUUAAAGUAUCUAAAUACCAAGUCUUUUCUUGUUGCUCCAUCAGACCACGUAGCUACUUGAUGAAACAACCACGCAACACACUGUUCACAAUAUUGAUUAUUUUGCAUUUAUCAAAAUAUAAUGGAAACACGACAAAAUGUGUCAGCAAGAAAGCAUGACAACUGAUUUUGAACCAAUCAAAAAAUUCUAUUCGUGAUUGAUUUGUACUUUUGUUUCACUUUUAUUUUUUCAUGUGAAAAGUUCCUUGUCUUUUGAUCCCAACUAUAUUUGAAAAUUGCACAAUGAGAUGUCUCAUGUUUUUUCUUACAAUUGUCAAAGCUUUUGAAUCUUAGCUGCUACAUUUAGACAUGUUUAAUGUCUAUUGUUAAAUGUUUGAUGUAAAUAUGCAAAUAGAAAAAAGAAAUAAAUUAUAAUAGCUUGUAACAUUAAA